GCAGUGUAUCCAAUCAGAAGGCUCUUCUGGAUUCCGGUACCAUGGGAACCAAAGGACACACGGAGAUCAUCGUGCCCAACCUGACCGAGUCUUACAACAGCCAUAGGGACCCACCAGAAGAGGAGAUUCCGUUCUGCACCCUCAAGUCUUUCCCUGCUGUCAUAGAACACACCAUCCAAUGGGCAAGGGACAAGUUUGAGAGUGCGUUUGCCCACAAGCCCACCAUCUAUAAUAUGUUCUGGCAGACCCACUCCUCAGCAGAAGCCGUGCUACAGAGGAUGCAGCAGAGGGAGACUCUGGAGGGGGCGUUCCAGGUAGUCAAGCUGCUGAGUCGACGGCCCAGCCAAUGGGAUCACUGUAUCAUUCUGGCACGCCUGAAAUUCGACAAGUACUUCAAGAGGAAGGCUCUACAGCUGCUGCACUCCUUCCCCCUGGACACUCGGUUAAAGGACGGCAGUUUAUUCUGGCAGUCACCUAAACGACCCCCGUCUCCCAUAGAGUUUGACCUGAAGGACUCACUGCACUUCAGUUUUGUGGUGAGCGCAGCUCGGCUUUAUGCUGAAAUCUACAACAUCCCCUACUCAGACAAGGAUCUGUCACAGGAAGCCGUGUCCAGGAUGUUGUCAGAGAUUACCGUCCCAGAGUACAGGCCAGCAGAGAAGCGUAUUGAGACAGAUGAGAAUGUGAAGAAGCCUGAUCAGAUGAAGCUGUCUGUGAGCAGCGAGGAGGAGAGAGAGGCCAUCGCCCAGUUAGAGGAGGCUAUCAGUGCAGACCACGUUACACCAGAGAGGUUACGGAUGUCUCCCCGGAUGUUUGAGAAGGACGACGACCUCAACGGUCACAUGGACUUCGUGGCGGCGGCCUCCUCCCUCAGGGCCAGGAUGUACUCCAUCGAGGUGGCCGACCGCCUCAAGACCAAACGCAUCGCCGGGAAGAUCAUCCCCGCCAUCGCCACGGCUACCGCCGCCGUUGCCGGGCUGGUGUCGUUGGAGCUGGUGAAGGUGGUGGGAGGAUACGGGUUUGAGUCGUUCAACAACUGUUUCUUCAACCUGGCCAUUCCUGUCAUGGUCCUCACCGAGGCUGCACCUGUCAAGAGAACACAGAUCAGGGAAGACAUAUCUUUCUCUAUCUGGGAUCGCUGGACUGUGUGGGGUCACCAACACUUCUCCCUCUCUGACUUCAUCAACGCAGUGCUGGUGCAUUAUGGGAUAGAGCCUACCAUGGUGGUCCAUGGUGUGAAGAUGCUCUAUGUUCCUGUGAUGCCAGGACACAACAAGAGACUGAAACUAACGAUGCAGAAGUUGAUCAAGCCGUCUGUAGACCGUCGCUAUGUUGACCUGACCGUGUCCUUCGCUCCAGAGUCAGAUGGUGAUGAAGACCUACCUGGACCCCCCGUUAGGUACUACUUCAGCCCCGACGGAGACGCUCACACCGCCUGACACGCCCGGACCAUAACAUCCCUGACACCCCUCAAACUAACCAAAUAUAACCACCCCUCAGUCCCCUCAAACUAACCCCCUGUACCUGCAAAACCCCAGUUGACAACAGUGGUGCUUCUUGAACAGGGGUGGAUUCUAGAACAGGGGUGUAUUCUAGAACAGGGGUGUAUUCUAGAACAGGGGUGGAUUCUAGAAUAUAUGUUGAUUCUAGAAUAUAUGUUGAUUCUAGAACAGAUGUUGAUUCUAGAACAGAUGGUGAUUCUAGAACAGAUGGUGAUUCUAGAAUGGGGGGAUUCUAGAACAGGGCUGGCCCCAUGGACCAUUAUUAGAGAAAGAGCAUAGAGGUAGAAAGAGGGCUCUAGAUGGAUAUAACCUGGUUUAAUGAGUUCUCUUUCUACCUCUAUGAGAAGAGGGUAGCACUUGACUGUGUACAUAGUAGUCCCUCUGUGUUUUCUACUCUGGUUUAAAGCACAGCUCAGACUGGUGUUUUCUACUCUGGUUUAAAGCACAGCUCAGACUGGUGUUUUCCACUCUGGUUUAAAGCACAGCUCAGACUGGUGUUUUCUACUCUGGUUUAAAGCACAGCUCAGACUGGUGUUUUCCACUCUGGUUUAAAGCACAGCUCUGACUGGUGUUUUCCACUCUGGUUUAAAGCACAGCUCAGACUGGUGUUUUCUACUCUGGUUUAAAGCACAACUCAGACUGGUGUUUUCUACUCUGGUUUAAAGCACAGCUCAGACUGGUGUUUUCUACUCUGGUUUAAAGCACAGCUCUGACUGGUGUUUUCUACUCUGGUUUAAAGCACAGCUCAGACUGGUGUUUUCUACUCUGGUUUAAAGCACAGCUCAGACUGGUGUUUUCUACUCUGGUUUAAAGCACAGCUCUGACUGGUGUUUUCUACUCUGGUUUAAAGCACAGCUCUGACUGGUGUUUUCUACUCUGGUUUAAAGCACAGCUCAGACUGGUGUUUUCUACUCUGGUUUAAAGCACAGCUCUGACUGGUGUUUUCUACUCUGGUUUAAAGCACAGCUCUGACUGGUGUUUUCUACUCUGGUUUAAAACACAGCUCUGACUGGUGUUUUCUACUCUGGUUUAAAACACAGCUCAGACUGGUGUUUUCUACUCUGGUUUAAAGCACAGCUCAGACUGGUGUUUUCCACUCUGGUUUAAAACACAGCUCAGACUGGUGUUUUCUACUCUGGUUUAAAGCACAGCUCUGACUGGUGUUUUCUACUCUGGUUUAAAGCACAGCUCUGACUGGUGUUUUCUACUCUGGUUUAAAGCACAGCUCAGACUGGUGUUUUCUACUCUGGUUUAAAGCACAGCUCAGACUGGUGUUUUCCACUCUGGUUUAAAGCACAGCUCAGACUGGUGUUUUCUACUCUGGUUUAAAGCACAGCUCUGACUGGUGUUUUCUACUCUGGUUUAAAGCACAGCUCUGACUGGUGUUUUCUACUCUGGUUUAAAACACAGCUCUGACUGGUGUUUUCUACUCUGGUUUAAAGCACAGCUCUGACUGGUGUUUUCUACUCUGGUUUAAAGCACAGCUCAGACUGGUGUUUUCUACUCUGGUUUAAAGCACAGCUCUGACUGCUAUGCACAUGCCUUAACUAACAACCUUAUUGUGUUUGUCACGACGAUGAUGAUGAUGAUGAUGAUGAUGAUGAUGAUGAUGAGAAUAAAAACAACAGUGUUUACACACCCGUA
This is a messenger RNA of Salvelinus namaycush (lake trout), 3146 nucleotides long. RefSeq names its product ubiquitin-like modifier-activating enzyme 6. The transcript has 14 exons. NCBI's taxonomy places the organism in Eukaryota, Metazoa, Chordata, Actinopteri, Salmoniformes, Salmonidae. Gene Ontology annotation, biological process: protein modification by small protein conjugation. Bases 42 to 1439 code for a protein of 465 amino acids. Gene Ontology annotation, cellular component: cytoplasm. Gene Ontology annotation, molecular function: ubiquitin-like modifier activating enzyme activity. The record is from RefSeq and is a predicted model, not a curated record.